GUCGAAGGAAUAAGUUCAAAUCUUUGGUACAAUUGACCACAUCUUGCUGUGGGCCCUUGUUUUUUAGUUUUUGUUGGUGUUUUAAUCUAAUGCUUCAUUUGUUAAAAGUGUAAAGUGAUUUAUUUUCAGUUGGACAUCACGUGAUACAGGAGAUACAUAUUUAAAAAAACACAUACCAAGCAGUGGUGUACCAAUGGCUAUCACAAGAAAGAAGCCACUUUCCAACAGCAGUAGACAAGAAUCUGCAGUGAUGACCACUAGGGAGAAAAACUUCAGGUGCAAGGAUUGCCAAAAAUCUUUUUUACAUAGGACAAAUCUUUUAUGUCAUAGAAAAUUUCAUGCAAUGAAACGUUUGGAAAAUGGCCACUAUGUAAAUUUCUCUUCUCAGUACAGAAAAGAAAGUUCAUGUUCUUCGACAAUGCUUCCUUCGCCUGUACCCAUGACAGUUGGGUGGACUAGUUGUUCUUCGACAAUACUGCCUUCGUUUGUCUCUAUGACAACUGGAUCCCCCUGUUGCUCUUCGACAAUACUGCCUUCGUUUGUCUCCAUGACAACUGAGUCACCCAGUUGUUCUUCAGAAAUACUUCCUUUAUCUGUCUCUAUGACAACUGGAUGGCCCAGUUAUUUGAACUCAAACGCCUGUGCAGUGGAAACUACACAUUCGUCGUUACCGUAUGAUGAUGAUAUCCAAGAAGUUUCUCUAACACCAAACUUAACCGAAAAUGGCGUGUUAUCUUUUUGCUCUAAUACUAUUGACAAGAGUGUAGAAAAUGACAAAUGUUUUCGGAAUGUUAACAUUCAGGAUUCUCAUUACAAACCAACAGCAACAGACGUGGCAGAAACACAUGCGUUACCGUCGUUCACAGUGAACUCUGGCAGUAUCGAAUGUUCAGGAACUAGAGAGUUCCCUGAUAAAUCAAAACAUCAGAGAACUCUUCAUCUGCCAAAGACCCCGGACUCCUGUGUGUUCUCUUUGGAAAAUAUCAAAUCUUUUGAGGAAUCUGAAAUUAAAAUAACAUUUGAAGAACAAAAUAGAAAUAACUUGGCAUAUUCCCACAUGUUGGACCUUUACGCUACAGCUCCUGAAGACACUGAGUCUUUCAAAGUUACUGGAGCUUUUCAAACCCCUAAAUCUCACGAUGUAACAAGACCAAACAUGUGUGAAUCUAAUUCCAAUUCAUUUUCUAGGACAUCUGCAGACAUUGAGGGUUUAGAUGGUGAAGAGUCAGCGAUUCAGAAAUCUCUUCAAGAGCUGGAACAGACAGGUCAUAAAACCGUUUUCCAUCGUACUUUACGCAGUAAUUGGUCUAAACUGGUAACUGAUAAGAUAUCAGCUUUCGCGUUUUCAAAAGCUUUGAAAGGUCAUCAAUGUUCUUCCUCGUUCUUACAUUGUCAGUCGUAAAAUCUCAUCGUUACGGACACAACUGUAAAAUAUUCUUACAACAAUUUACCGUUUCUCUUAUGAAAGACUUUCGUCAUUUUAUUUUAACGUCUUGGUGUAAAAACUAUCAGUAAGCAUAUUACCAGUGGCAGAACUUUCUUUACAUAUUCUUCUAUCAUCUUUAUAGGUUAAACAUGUUCUUUACUUAAAUACUAAUAUAUUUAAUACAUAAAAAAUGUUUCGUUGACGGUUAAAGAUUGUUGCAGUUCUAGUUUAAGAUAUUGUUACCGCGAUAUGUUUACU
Messenger RNA from Limulus polyphemus (Atlantic horseshoe crab), 1684 nucleotides. RefSeq lists its product as uncharacterized. Bases 194 to 1402 code for a protein of 402 amino acids. Lineage: Eukaryota; Metazoa; Arthropoda; Merostomata; Xiphosura; Limulidae. The record is from RefSeq and is a predicted model, not a curated record. The transcript has 2 exons.